UACCUCUUAAUCCCCUUCACCUAUUUUGCCCACACCCAACACCUCCUCACUGUGGUAACCCCCAGUUUGUUUCCUGUAUCUCUGAGUCUGUUUCUGUUUUAUUUUGUUUUUUCGUUUGUUUUGUUUUUUAGAUUCCACAUAAGUGAAAUCAUACGUUAUUUGUCUUUCUCUGUCUGGCUUAUUUCACUUAGCAUAAUACCCUCUAGGUCCAUCCAUGUUGUUGCAAAUGGUAAGAUUUCAUUCUUUUGUGUGUGUGUGUGUGUGUGUGUGUGUGUGUGUGUGUGUCUGUGUGAGGAAGAUUUGCCCUAAGCUAACAUCUGUUGUCAGUCUUCCUCUUGUUUUUGCUUGAGGAAGAUUAGCACUGAGCUAACAUCUGUGCCAAUCUUCCUCUAUUUUAUAUGUGGGUCACUGCCACAGUAUGGCUGACGAGUGGUGUAGGUCAGUGCCCAGGAUUGGAACCCGUGAACCUGGGCCUCUGAAGUUGAGUGUGAUGAACUUAACCACUAUGCCACGGGGCUGGCCCCAAGAUUUCAUUCUUUUUGUAUGGGUAUUUUAGAAAAUAAUUAUGAGAGCUUACGUGUACUAAAUGUUGAAAGAAAUGGAAAUAUUAUUUAUACCUAUAAGGAUGAUAAUGGAAAUGUCUUCUUUGGAUUGUGUGAUUGCCGCACCAGACAAAAUGAGCAUCUCUACACAUUUGAGAAAGACUUGCAAGUUGUCAGUUGCUCUGUCAACAGCGAGAGAACGUUGCUUGCUGCAAGUUUAGUUCAAUCUACUAAAGAAGGAAGAAGGAAUGAGCUUCAACCAGGAUCAAAGUGCUUAACUUUGUUGGUCGAAAUCCACCCUGUUAACAAUGUGAAGGUUCUAAAAGCAGUGGAUAGCUAUAUCUGGGUACAGUUCCUCUACCCACAUGUUGAAAGUCACCCUCUUCCAGAGAAUCAUCUGUUACUGAUUUCAGAAGAGAAAUAUAUUGAACAAUUUCAUAUCCAAGUCAUCCAAGAAGAUGGAAAUAGAGUGGUGAUUAAAAAUUCUGGCCAUCUCCCAAAAGAGAGAGUAGCCGAGGAUUUUGUUUGGGCUCAGUGGGAUAUGUCAGAGCAGAGAUUAUACUACAUUGACCUGAAGAAAUCAAGGAGUAUCUUAAAAUGCAUCCAGUUUUAUGCUGAGGAGAACUUUAACUUAAUGUUUGAAGCACCCUUGGACAUAUCAUUAAAUGACUCAGGAUUUAAUCUUGUCAGCUUUGGAUGUGCUGAUCUUCAAAACCAAGAGAAAUUAUCCAAACACCUGACCCUGUGCGUUUUUACCAACCAUACAGGAAGUCUGUGUGUAUGUUACAGCCCGAAGUUUGACUCUUGGGAACAAAUCACAUAUUCAGUGUUUUACUUUCAUAAAGGGCACAGCAAGACCUUCACUGUUGCUCUUGAGAGUGCUGACUCAUACGGGACGAAGGGCAUUACUUUUCUCAACCUUGACUACUAUGUGGCUGUUUACUUACCUGGUCAUUUCCUUCAUCUACUUAACAUUCAACAUCCAGACCUGAUCUGCCACAGUCUGUUUCUGUCAGGAAACACUGAAGUGGUUGAUAUGCUACCUCACAGUCCUUUACAGUCACUGUCAGGGUCGCUGGUACUGGAUUGGUGUUCUGGAAAGCUCUAUCGGGCACUCCUCAACCAGUCAUAUUUACUACAGUUCCUGUGGAACACCCGGCUGGACUGUGAGAAGAUGGCCGUGUUGCACUGCGUGCUUUCGUGUGGCCGAGACUCGCGGUUUCUGGAAGCCAAGAUUAUUCAAUGGAUUUCUGAGAACAUCUCCUCCUGCCAUUCAUUUGACCUCAUUCAGGAGUUUAUAAUUGCUUCUUCUUAUUGGAGCAUAUAUCCAGAGACAAGUAACAUCGACAAACUUUUGCCAUAUUCCUCAGUGCUGACUUGGAAUACAGAAAUUCCUGGAAUAACCCUUGUGACGGAAGAGAUCGCACUGCCUCUAAUGAAGGUGCAUAGCUUUAAGGGCUACUGGGAAAAACUGAACUCCAACCUGGAAUACGUUAAGUACUCCGAGCCACACUUACUCUAUAACAACAGCGUGGUCAGGAGAGAGUGGCACAACCUGAUCUCGGAAGAGAAAACAGGAGAAAGAAGGUCCGUGGUGUAUGUGAGGAGUAUUCUUGAUAAUGCAGUGAAGGUGAUUUCCAACCUAGAAGCAAGGCGUCUGGUUAAGAAAGGACCUGUAAUGAAGCCUCUGGAUUUCGAGCCAAGGUUAACACCCCUCUUCCAGGAGGAAGACAACCACCAGAGGCUGCUCAUGGGGCUGAUGGUGUCUGAACUAAAAGACCAUCUUUUGAGACACCUACAGGGUGUAGAAAAGAAGAGAAUUGACCAGAUGGUUCUGGACUACGUUUCAAAACUGCUGGAUCUCAUUUGCCAAAUCCUGGAAACCAGCUGGACAAAACAUAAUGUUCAUCCCUGCAUUCUCCACUUCAACAGGCGGGCUAGUGCUGCUGAAUUUGCGGUCUUUCACAUCAUGACCAGGAUUUUGGAAGCUACUAACAGUUUGUUUUUACCUCUGCCUCCUGGUUUUCACACUCUGCACACGAUCCUUGGCGUCCACUGUCUCCCGUUGCAUAACCUGCUGCAUUACAUUGAUAAUGGAGUGUUGCUUCUCACAGAAACAGCUGUCACCAGGCUCAUGAAAGAUCUGGACAAUACAGAGAAAAAUGAAAAACUAAAAUUCAGCAUCAUUGUGCGACUUCCUCCGCUCAUUGGUCAGAAGAUCUGUCGACUUUGGGAUCAUCCCAUGAGUUCUAACAUUAUUUCACGGAACCAUGUGAAGCGACUGCUUCAGAACUAUAAGAAACAGCCUCGGAGUUCUGUGAUUGACAAGUCAUCAUGCAGUGUAGAAUUUCUGCCUCUGAACUACUUCAUUGAAAUCCUGACAGAUAUAGAAUCCUCCAGUCAAGCUCUGUAUGCUUUUGAAGGACAUGACAAUGUGGAUGCAAAAUUUGUAGAGGAAGCAGCUCUGAAGCACACCACAAUGCUUUUAGGCUUAUAAAAGAGAAAAUGCAGUUAUAUCAGCUUCUGGUAUUUUAAUCUUGCUCAUUAGCUCUACUUCUUUUGAGAAUUCUUUAGCAAUAUUUGAAAUCGGUACCCCAAACCAGAGUACAUUGUUGAGCCAUCUGAAUCUCAGUUCAGUACUUGUUCAGACAAAACUAGACUGCGGUACCUCAUCCCAGUUUUGCACAGCAAGUGAGCAGUCAGGUGUAGAGAGAUGACAAACAGUCUGGGGAGGAUGCAGUGGCAUAAAUGAUGCCCCUCCUAGUGGCUUACCUUCCUAGUGCUUCACAGGCCAAAAGCCGGCUUCUGUUGCACUCUGAAAUAAAAUAUGCUUAAAAAUGUAGGGAACAGUGCUUAGGAAAACAAAAACUAGAUGUGUCAUUGAAAAUAACAUAUGACAAGUGGAAAAAUUAAAUGUUGCAUAAAAACUGUAUUUGGAAAGGGGAUACUUUUUGAAAAACUGAAUUUGAACUAAGUCAAAUCUGCUAUUUCCAGUAUAGAAUAAUUUGUAACAUACAGCAAUUUGUACAUACAGUAUUUAGAGUAGGAUUUGUCUUUGUGAUGGUUCGGAUGGGACUGGAUUUAAUAUUUUUAAACUUUUUUUAUAUUUAUAAAAGUUUGAUUUCUUAAUAUCUUGUCAUUAAAAAAAAAAAAAAACAGGAAGUUUUGGCCUGACUUUUUU
Diceros bicornis minor is the source of this 3723-nucleotide messenger RNA. It is a transcript of the gene GSAP, whose product is annotated as gamma-secretase activating protein. The transcript is spliced from 31 exons. Gene Ontology annotation, cellular component: trans-Golgi network. Lineage: Eukaryota; Metazoa; Chordata; Mammalia; Perissodactyla; Rhinocerotidae. Bases 544 to 3039 code for a protein of 831 amino acids. The record is from RefSeq and is a predicted model, not a curated record. Gene Ontology annotation, biological process: positive regulation of amyloid-beta formation.